Messenger RNA from Salvia miltiorrhiza (redroot sage), 2705 nucleotides. RefSeq names its product putative receptor-like protein kinase At5g39000. Gene Ontology annotation, molecular function: transmembrane receptor protein tyrosine kinase activity; ATP binding. Lineage: Eukaryota; Viridiplantae; Streptophyta; Magnoliopsida; Lamiales; Lamiaceae. The transcript has a single exon. Bases 100 to 2421 code for a protein of 773 amino acids. The record is from RefSeq and is a predicted model, not a curated record. Gene Ontology annotation, cellular component: plasmodesma; plasma membrane. Gene Ontology annotation, biological process: protein autophosphorylation.
UUAUUUGCUAUCAAACUCAUCAUUCAUCUUCCUUAAAGAAAAAAAAAAAAAAAAACUCAUCGUUCAUCGUUCUAUAAUUUCUGUCCCCAAAAUCAGAGCAUGAAUUCGUGUCUGAUUUCAGUUGGUUUGCUAUUAUUUCUCUGCUUCUUCAUCACAUUCUCAUCUUGGAGCAAUAAUCAAGCUGACUUCACAGGCGAUGUUUCAAUCAACUGCGGCUCUACUGGAGCUUCUGCAGCGCGCAAUGGCGACCAAUGGCUCGGAGACGUACGCUCAAAAAUCUCUCCACCGCUGCAGUUAAGGGGCUCAUCAGCCGCAUCAGCUGCCAUCAAUCAGUUGAGCUCUGCCGAUCCAGUUCCGCACAAGACGGCGAGAAUCUCCCGCUCACAAUUCUCAUAUGCAUUUCAACUCAAAGCAGGUCAGAAAAUCAUCCGCCUUCACUUCAAUCCCACUCCAUACAGAGGGUUUAAAGGGUUGAGAGAUUUUUUCACUGUUGAAGCCGGUCCCUUUACCUUGCUCGGUAAUUUUAGCGCUUCACUUACUGCUGGUGCUCUUCGUGUGAACACUCUCUCUAAGGAGUUUUGUUUGAACAUUCGAGAAAAUCAACAACUCAUCAUAACUUUUACUCCUAGUCGAUCACAAGAUACAUAUGCUUUCAUAAAUGGGAUUGAGAUUAUAUCGGUGCCUGCAACUCUUUCCUACUUUGAUGGUGGAGAUAUUGGACUCCGAGUUAUUGGUCAGAAUUCUAUGGUCUAUGUUGAUGAUAGCACUGCACUUGAGAUAGUCCAUUGGCAACGUAUCAAACAGGAUAUUGUGCAGUCUAGUGGAGAUUUCGAUGGAGUUUUUCCCAAGUGGGCAAGACAAAGAGCAAACAAGGUAAGAAGUAAGAGCUGGAAAGUGGCGGUGGAGGUCGGAUUCAGGUACUUGGUCAGGCUCCAUUUCAAGAAUGCAGGCGCUGGUGGUGGUGGUGGUGCAAUGUUUAAAAUCCUUAUCAAUGAAAUGGUUGCUCACACUGAUACUGAAAUGGCUAGAGGAAGGGAUCAAGAUAGCAGCAUCCCUUUGUACAGGGACUACAUGGUGCCGAUGAGAGGGCAGAAACAGAAUGGCAGACGCGAUAUCUUGAUUUCGCUCCAAUUAUUUGAUGAACGCAGAGAUGGAGUUGAAGUCCUUGCAGGAUUUGAAGUAGUUAAGUUGAGCAAUCCCGACGACAGUCUAGCUAGUCCAAACCCCAUCCCUCCACGAUCUCGUAGAAUCCCAAAUUUGCUUGGCUAUCAAAAUGCAACUGCAACUAUUGCAAUAGCUGCAAUAUCUCUACUGAAUAUCCUUGUUCAUAAACUGCGGGAGAUUUGGGAAGCUAGGAGCAGUGAUAAGGAGGAGCAGAAGCCAUCAGGCAAGGAUGAAAGAGAUUGCCGCCGUUUCUCACUAGCUGAAAUCGAAUCGGCCACGACAAAUUUCAGUGAUGGAAUUGGACAGGGUGGGUUUGGUAAAGUCUACAAAGGCCUCAUUGAUCACGGCCAAACAACCGUUGCUGUAAAGAGGUUGAAGUUGGAGUCCAGGCAAGGAGAUCGUGAGUUUCGCACCGAGGUUGAAACGCUCUCUCAGCUACGACACAUUAAUCUCGUGUUUCUGAUUGGCUAUUGUGAUGAGGACAGGGAAAAGAUUCUUGUCUAUGAGUACAUGCCUCGUGGGACGCUGGCUGACCAUCUCUACAAGAAUGCAACGGACAACAGAGACUACCCUUCUCUUAGCUGGAAGCAACGCUUGAAGAUAUGCAUUGGAGCUGCUCAAGGCCUUGAAUAUCUUCACACUGGCCCUGGAGUCAUCCAUCGAGAUGUGAAGGCUUCAAACAUCCUGCUGGAUAAAAAUUUCGUAGCUAAGGUGUCCGAUUUUGGCUUGGCUAAAACUGAAGAUAGAAACAAGUUACAGAGCCAUGUUAGCACACUGGUUAAAGGCACAAAGGGUUACUUGGAUCCAUAUUAUUUCAAAUUUUGGAAACUAACAAGUAAAAGUGACAUAUAUUCAUUUGGGGUGGUUUUGUUGGAGGUGCUAUGCGGGAGAAAAGCAUUCGAUUCAGGGGUUUCAAAGGAGGAGCAAUCUUUGUCCAGCUGGGCUGUCCGUAAGAUUAACAGAGGAGAAGUUGAUCGGAUUGUAGAUUCAACUUUGAGCGAGGAAAUCUCGCCAAAUAGUUUGAAGACAUUUGUGGAGGUUGCUAAGAGAUGCUUGCACGAUGAACCAAAGAAUCGGCCAACAAUGUCUGAAGUCGUGCUAGAACUUGAGUUUGCACUCAAGCAACAGGAUAGCAACCUAAGCCGGGAAAUGAAUGAGAUGGCGAGUGGUGGUGAGGACGUCCACCCUACUUCUACCAAUGGAAUACACACGUAUAUGCAGCAAUGCCUCAAUAAUGUCCUAGGCUUGGGAGAUUAGAUUAUCAGUGAAACCAGAUGUUUUCUGGAGUGGCACAAGAGCAUCAAAGACAGAGCACUUGGAGCACUGUUAAAAUUAUAAGCUUGAUCAUUUCUAGAGUUUUCUAUUAAUAAAUAUUUAGUUGAAGAGUCAGGAGUUACAAUCUAGUAAAUGAGUCAUUCAUGAUUUUCUUUAUUGUGAACUUUAGAGUUUCCAUAGACAUAGUAUAAAUAGCUAUGUAAUAUUGCAGAUGAAUGAUCAAGUCUUUGGGAAUUCAAGAAAUAUUAUCUAGUGACUUUAGUUUA